AUGGCCGCCCGCGUCGUGGGGAGCGAUCCUGUCGGAGGGGAGCGAAGAAAGAGCUGCGACUUGUGCUGCUCGAGGAAAAGGCGCUGCGAUGGAGACGGCAUCAACCCUUGUACCCUGUGCGCGACCAAGGGCGUGACCUGCGCCUACAGCAAGAAGGGCAGAAGGGGUCCUAAGCCGAAACCUAAACGUGGUCGUGAGGGUGAAGGCAUGUUCCUGUUCGGCGGCGAGACGGAGCGGGGACGGGUCGGGGAAGGGGAUAUUCGGAGUAUGCUGGACUGGGGGGGGCAGCAGCAGCAGCAGCAGCAGCAGAAGGAAGGGGCGCACCCCCGGCUAAAGAUGGCGCGGAUGACGGACGGCGACGUGGUGAGGCUUACACCGUCGCACGGGACGGGGACGCUAGGCCUGGAGGAGAACCGCCACCUCAACGCCUUCUUCAGUGGCUUCGGGUCCUGCACCCAGAUCGUGCAAGAGGACGAAAUCCGGGGAGCGAUGAUCCACGUCCUGAGCGAUGGCCAAUUCGGCAUGCCCAGCGUCGAUGGCGAGUCCUUCUACUCUCCCUCCACGGACUCUUCCUCUGCGGGGGGUACGAGCACCCGCAGGGGUAUCGGCGUUGGGGAAGAGCCAAGCCUCAAGCUCAUCCGACUGGAAGAGGGAGGGCUGGGCAUUGCGGCCGGGACUCCCGCGGGCGCGGGCGGGGGCGAGAGCGAGAAGGACCUGAAGCAGCGGGCGCAGCGGGCGAGGCUCUCGGCGGGGGUGGCGUGCCUGUGGGCCGGGAUAGGGGUUGGUGCAAUGCUGUGCGGCCAGACGGCGGAGGCGACCUCGGGCUACGCGGAGAACGCCAGGGAGGCCAUCAAGGGGUGCUACGACGUCGUUUCGGAGGAGGUACUGAGGGCGUUCUUGUGCCUGGCACACAUGCACUCCUUCCGGGAAGACUUCACCAAGUUCUUCCGCUACACGGCCAUGGCCAACGAUGUCGCGGCUUCUUUGGACCGACAGCAGCAGGGGUGCUCGGAACCGGCGAAAUUUCUCCUAAAGUGCUUCGAUGCCAUGAGCCAUUUCUUGGAGCUCGAAGGAGAGGAAAGCAACUCGCCAAUAGAGGGAAUUAUCGCUCCACCGCUGGCUCACGGCGCCUCCAGCAGCGGCGGCGGUAGCGGUAGCGGUAGCCGGCGAAGCGGCGGGACGGGCGCGGGGUCAAUCUCCGACGCCGCCGCCGCGGCAGCCGCAGCCGCAGCCGACGACGAGAUGGGUCGGACCGGCGGCAGAGCGAGAGCAGGCGCCCGAAUUGCCGAGGACAACGGGAGUGGUGGCAUGGGCGGGGGCGGCGGCGACGAUUGGCGAUCCAGGAGCGAGGAGAAGACGGCGGGGGGGGGAGGGGACGGGAAGGAUAGCCCGGGGGCCGCGGCGGCGGCGGCGGGGUGCAAGGAGAAGGAGAACGAGCCGCGAAUGCUGUCGCAGAACGAACUCUCUACCCUCAAGGAGAAGGCCAUCUUGGCGGGAGCUUUGCGGUCCAACCCGUCAGCGUUAGCCUACGAGGAGUUCCCCGGCCUCAAGAGCGCGGUGCGCGUCCAGGAGUGCAUCAGCGUCCUCGGAGACAACCCCGUGGCGAAACAUCUCGGAAACUUCGCCCUCUCCUCCGCCGCUGCCAAGGAGGGCCAAGGCCGAGGUGCAGGCGGCAGCGGCAGGGGGGGGGAGGCGAAGCAGCAGGAGGGCGACGGCGGCGGCGCCAUCAUGCCCGCGGGCGAGGGCGGCGCGGGCAGCGGGAGCGGGAGCGGCGGCGGUAGCUCCUUUGAGGCCGGCGGCGGCGGCCUCAAGUUUCCGCCUUUGAAGACGAACCAGGUGUUGUUCGUGGGAGACACGCGGAUCUUGGAGGUGUCGAUGGGCGUGGACUGCUCCUGCAUCAGCGUGAUGUGCAAGGCGGUGGCGGGCAAGCCCUGGGCGGAGAUCAAGGAGGACGCGCGGAUCGUGGCCAAUACGGCGGACGCUAUUCUGGUCCCGGUGUUGGCCUCCCCGAGUAUCUCGCGGUCCGUCUGCGCCGUGAAGCUCCUGGCGAACUCCGCGUUCUCGCACCUCUGCCUGGGCAACGCCGAAUACGCGAUGAGGGCCGUCCGUCGGUUCUCCGCCAUCCUCAAGGAGUUCCCCGGUAUCGUCAGGUUUCCGCCGUGGAGGCACUGCUUUCACUGGAUGGCGGGGAUGCUGGAGUCUGCCGGGCUUCGCGACCUGUACGAUGGCUUGAGAGACGGUCUCGCCACCAUCAACAUGAAGAGCAUGAGAAAUCUGCCGGAGUUUGGGAAGGGGGCCCACGACAUCAUGUGCAAGUGCUCGCACUUCCGCUGCCAGGCGACACAUCGGGCUCUCGCGGAGCACGCCAAGCUCGACCCGUUCGGUUUCUUCCACAUCCCGCACCACUGCCCGCAGUUCGGACCCGCGGCGGAAGCGGCUGCGGCGAGCGGUGGCAAGUCGACGACCUUCCGUGCUGUUCGCGAGGCGUCGGAGUGGGCCGCGAAGCUGAGCACCGUUGAUUCGCGAAGCUCCGGCGGCGGCGGCGGCGGCGGCCGGGGGGGCAUCACCAGCGGUGCCGCCGCUGCCACCGCCGUCGCCCCCCCCCGGCGAGACACAGCAGCCUCCAAGGCCUCCGCCGCCGCUGCUCCUGCGGCAGCGGCAGCGGCGGCGGCAGCACCAGCGGUGGUCAUGCCUAGACUGCCCCCGAGACCACCGUCAGCGGCAGCCGCCGCCUCUGCUGCGAGGUUAACGGCUCCACCGGCGGUGGCCAGACCGACCUGCGCCGCGCGGCCGGCGAGGACGGCGGCUCCGUCGAUGGCGGCGCCGAGGAUGCCGAUGCCGGCGGCGGCGGCGGUGGUGCAAGCCGUCUCGUCCCUCAAGGGUGGCGGUGGCGGUGGCGGUGGCGGCAGCGGCAGUGGGGGCAUGUCGCAGAGAGAGAUGAUGUUCGGCGGUGUCGGGGGGGCGGGCGGGGCUGCGGCGGUGGCCGACAGGCCCAUGGCGCGGACGACGUCGGCGGCGACGGUGGCGGCGGCGGUGGCGAUGAAGGGAGCACGGGGAGGCGCAGCUCCUCGGCUUGUGCCUUUGGAGGAGGAGCAGCGCUGGCGAACCAUGCCCGGCGUGGGCGGCCAGAGCCACCCAUUAGGGGUAGGCGCGGCCUUGCCUUCCUUUGACGCGUUUUCGGGCGCCGGCGGCGAAGGGGUCAACCUGUCCGCCGUCCCGGGCGGCGUCCCCGGCCUACCGCCGGGCAUCAACGCCGCCGCCGCCGCCGCCACCGUCGCCAGCUGCUUCAUGGGGAACCACGGCGGCCGCGGUGUCGGUGGUGGCGGCGGCGGGGCCGGAGUCGCGCCGCCGCCCGUGCGGGCCGUGAGUUGUGGCGCGGCAUGGGGCGGCGGCGGCGGCGGCGCGGCCAUGUCGAGCGGGUUUGUUGGCGGCCGCGCCGGGGCGGGCGCGGGGGCGGCGGGCUCGGGUCUUGCGACUUACGGCCACUCCGACCAGCAGCUGUGGGACGCGGUGUUGGGGGGAGGGCCGAACGGCAACCUUGAGAUGAACGGCGCCGCUGGGGAGCAAGAAGAUGCACCGGACUUCGAAGAGUUUGCUCCUGAGAUUGACUUGAUGAUUACCGAUGGAACCAAGGCUGGAUGACGUCCCUCGAAAAGGCCAAAAGAAGAAGGCAAAAAGUGUAUUGUAAGAGACGGCAUCCUCCUAUAAAACAGCGUGGCGUUGGCAUCGGAACGCUGGCGUUGGUUGUUUAUUGUUGUUAUCGAUUCGUAGGGGGAACAGCCUGUUCUGAUUGUUUCGGUAUCCUAGACUUUUGUGGUUGAGAGAGCGGGGCGGCCUGCGCACGGUACGCAGCAGCAGCAGCAUCAGCAGCAUCAGCAGCAGCAGCAGCAUCCGGUCGCUGUUGAUGAAUCGUGGUUGCUUGCUCGGUGGGAGCGUUCGUUGGCUAAUGGGUGCGCCGUGUUAGUUUGUUUGACGAUUGAGAGCGCCCCGCGGGAGGGUAAGCAAGGCUCAUGCGAAGCCGCGAAGCGGCGCCUACAUGCGUGUGUGUGCGCGCGUUCGCUCGCUGACAAUUCUGUAGCCAGGCGAGACGCAUUUUUUUUUUCGCCUGGCUCGGUUGUGAGACCCCUCAAGGGUAUACUGCCAUCGGAAUAGGCCCCGGUUGGUAUCUGCGCCCUUCGGUUAUUAGAUGGAUGGAUUUGUUUUUGGAAUUGGCCUUCACGUUUAGUUGGGCUUCGCAUUGCGGUGUCGGUGGGUGCCAUAUAUUUUUCUUGGAAUGUAUAUUGCGGUAGGGAUAGGUUGGGAGCCAGAUUUUUUUUUCCACAUGGCCUGCAUGCGCGGUGGGGUUUUUACGUUGUGUGUGGUCUUUUUACUAUCGUGGUCUGCUUUUGGUCUUCCUCCUCAUUCGCUGACAAGAUUUGCUGGAUAUUUUAGAUGGUU
This is a messenger RNA of Ectocarpus siliculosus, 4437 nucleotides long. NCBI's taxonomy places the organism in Eukaryota, Phaeophyceae, Ectocarpales, Ectocarpaceae. The record is from the annotation of a GenBank genome assembly.